AUGCAGAGCUCUGAAGGCGGCUCAGACUCGGCGAGCAACGUGGCCACCCUAAGGACAUCAUCAUCAGCCCAGGCCCCGGUGGUCCAGCCUGUCCCUGCUUCACAGCAGAAGGUGCUGGUUCAAGCCACAGGCUCAGCUCAGAAGGGAGGCGUUCAGCAGCACAGCAGAGCCUCACAGCAGGUUCAGCAGGUGCAGCAUGUGUACCCAUCCCAGGUGCAGUAUGUGGGAGAGGCCGGAGACGCUGUGUACACCAAUGGAACUAUCCGCGCCUCAUACUCCUACAACCCAGACUCUCAGCUGUACGGCCAGGGCAGCGGAGGUCCAUACUUUGAGUCCCAAGGAGGGGGCGCUCAUGUCACAACCGUGGUGUCCUCGUCGGGCACGGGCGGGGUGCCUUCUCACGGUAUGGUUGGCAUUGCCAUGGAUGUUGGCUCCAGCCACAUCAUCUCCGGUGGGAGCACCUACCUGAUUCAUGGAGGUAGCAUGGAGGGCAGCCGCAACCACAUCUCGCACUCCUCACGCUCCUCCUCUGCCAUGCUUGAAAUGGCGAUUGAAAACCUCCAAAAGACUGAAGGAAUUGCAAGUCACAAAAGCAGCCUGCUCAACAGCCAUCUGCAGUGGCUGUUGGACAACUAUGAGACCGCAGAGGGGGUCAGUCUGCCACGCUGCUCCCUCUACAACCACUACCUCCGGCACUGUCAAGAGCAGAAACUGGACCCAGUGAAUGCCGCCUCCUUCGGGAAACUCAUCCGCUCUGUGUUCAUGGGCCUGAGGACACGCCGCCUCGGCACCAGAGGAAACUCCAAGUAUCACUACUACGGCAUCCGCGUGAAGCCCGACUCCCCGCUGAACAGGCUCCAGGAGGACUCCCAGUACAUGGCCAUGAGACAGCAGCCUGUGCACCAGAAGCAGAGGUUCAAGCCUCUGCAGAAGGUGGAUGGCAUGUCUGACAGCCUGUGCGGGAGCUCUCAGCACUGUGGAAGCACUCCAGAGCAGUCUGUGGCCGCACAGAGCCAACACCACCAGCAGUACAUCAAUACCUCUCACAUCCUGCCGCCGUUCCCCUCUCCUGACCUGGAUGUGCAGACGCUGCCCGAGCGCAUCAGCUUGAGCGACAUCAAGAGACUACAAAAGCUCUACAGAGACCACUGUGAGGUACAGCGAGACAAGAGCGUAGUCUCCCCGAAGGGACAAGACUGUUGGUCCGACUUUCUAAUACGCUGUUGA
Knipowitschia caucasica is the source of this 1227-nucleotide messenger RNA. The record is from the annotation of a GenBank genome assembly. NCBI's taxonomy places the organism in Eukaryota, Metazoa, Chordata, Actinopteri, Gobiiformes, Gobiidae.